This is a messenger RNA of Pungitius pungitius (ninespine stickleback), 5635 nucleotides long. RefSeq names its product ataxin-1-like. The record is from RefSeq and is a predicted model, not a curated record. Bases 694 to 3198 code for a protein of 834 amino acids. Gene Ontology annotation, molecular function: protein binding; RNA binding. Lineage: Eukaryota; Metazoa; Chordata; Actinopteri; Perciformes; Gasterosteidae. Gene Ontology annotation, biological process: negative regulation of transcription by RNA polymerase II; nervous system development. The transcript is spliced from 3 exons. Gene Ontology annotation, cellular component: nucleus.
GUACUGAGAGAGAGAGAGAGAGGAGGGAGGGAGAUAGGGAAAAGGAGAGAGGCAGAAACAGCGAGAGAAGCACCCCGGCCAGAGAGGGAGCUGGCUUUUCUGGUGGCCUUGCAUAACACACGUCGGAGCAGCCUUCCACGCGGGACUCUGUGUAAGCCUCGCCAGCGGAAGGGAACUUCCCCCACCGGCGGCCCGCCGAGGGCGCAGCGCAGCCUGCGGACCCGGAGAGAGAGAGAGAGAGUGCGGAGAGGAGGGCAUAGCCGGAGCAGCCCAGGCUCCGGGAGAGGGGGGAGAAAGAGAGAGAGAGAGAGAGAGAGACGCACAAAGGAGAGAUCCAGGAAGAGGACUCCUAGGAAACACGUCUCCAACACACACACACACACACACUCAGGAGGAAUCCUUGGACAUGCUCUGCAAGCAGUGGCUGUGGAGAAACUGAUUCCUGCCGGCAUUGUGGGGGAGGUGGACCGGUCAGAGAUGAUUCCUCAUGAAGUCUACGGAGCUCAUUUUGUGAGCUGGAAGGACUCCAGCUUCUCCGGUCUGAGACCUGGAGCCGUCUACCAGUGAACACCAGGGGCCACACCGUGAGGCACAACAUUGCACUUAACCAGUGGAGCGGAGGAGGUGAAACAAAGAAACACCUAGAACAACUAAAGAUCACCAACUGGGUAUAUUAACCCCACAUUGGACACAAUGAAAUCCAACCAGGAGCGAAGUAAUGGAUGUCUGCCGCCGAAGAAGCGUGAGAUCCUGGCUCUGGAGCAGAGGCCAGUGGUCGUGGCCACGGCAACACCUCCAGCUGCCUUGGUUGCCGAUAGUCCACACACGGAGAACCUGGCGUGGCUCGCAAGUGUCGCCAGUGAGCGCUGCAGAUUCAGGGACGCGGAGAGCCCGAGAUGUCCCACCGCCUCCUCCACCUCCUGUUCCACACCCUCCACUUCCAUAUCCUACUCGGCCACCCCUCUGUCUGCGAUGCCCCUGGCCUCGCCGCCCGCAGUUUACCCCGCGGCCCUCCACCAGCAGGCCGGGACCAUACAGUUUGCUCAGCUGGGACCCAACGUUCAGUUCAUCAGCUCCGGGCCCUACGCCGGCUACAUCUCCUCACACAUCAUCGCCGCCAACGCUGGCUCCGCACCCAACAGCUCUGCCGUAGCGCAGCGCCCCCAGCUGGACGGCUACACCACCGCCCUCGUCUCCCCCAGCGCCAAAGGGGAGCAGCAGUUCCAAAUAGGCCUAUCUCCCACAGAGCUGACUCCCGUGUCGCUUGCUGGCUCUCCCCACGUCACGGGCCAGUACAUUCACCUGGACAACAGGACGCCUCUGGCUGUAAGCGGGAACGCCAUCGCUUCGCCCGCGGCCCACCUCCAGCUCCACCCCCACGCGGCCGUCCUCCCUCAAACGCUCACCAUCGCCCCCUCCCAGCUUCUGGUGCAGUACGCGGAUGGUUCGAUUGGUAAGAAACCAGAGGGGCAUGCUAAGGGGGUGCUGAAUGGGGAAUCAGAGGUGGUCAAACAUACUAAAUCUCUCCAUCAUCAAUUGAGCCAUCAGCAGGUCCAGAGCUAUGAGGCCAGACAUAUCCUCCUGCCUGCGGACUACGGCCAGAACCCCUCAGGACUCCAGACCUCCUUGGUGCUGUUGGCCCAGCCCAACCACGGAGCCGAGCGUGAAACUGCCCCAAAUAAGUUCUCCUUUGUCCAGACUGAGAAAGGAGGCAUCUGUUUGGGGAAACCGGUGUCCAGAUCGUCCUCCUUCACGUCGCUCUCUUCCUCCGAUGUGGUUAAGUCUGUUGCUCCUCACACUGUCAUCCAGACCUCUCUACCCCACGAGGAGCUGCCAAGCAGUCUCUACUCCUCCACACAGCCACCCAUCAUUGGCUACAUCACCAGUACCAAUCAGCACGCCGUCAGCUACCACGCGGCCCUGCCUCAGCACCUGGUCAUCCCCAGUGGCCAGUCCCUCCUCAUUCCAGUCAGUGGCACUAAUAACGGCAGAGAAUUUGAGGUCAGUCGCGCCGUCAGCGCCCCGAGCGCCACGAACGCCACGACUAGCCCUCAAAUAUCCACCGCCAUGCCACAUGCCUAUCUGGCGACCGCCCUGUCCAAGUGCGAGGCGCUCGGGCUGGAUGGAAAUCAGCCGCCCCCCGCUGUCGCCCAGGCACCAGCGGUGCCUGUCCAGGCCUCAAACCCGGCCCCGGCGGCGGUGGCAGCUCCCUCGCCGACUCCCGCUCCGGUCCCCAGUCCCACCCCGGCUUCCGUCCAAGCCUCCCACUCCAUCUCCUCGUCCCCUGUUUCGCUUCCCCCGUUCUUCAUGCGAGGCUCCAUCAUCCAGCUGGCCGACGGAGAGCUGAAGCGCGUGGAGGACUUGAAGACGGAGGACUUCAUUCAGAGUGCCGAGAUUAGCAGCGAGCUGAAGAUUGAUUCCAGCACUGUUGAGCGCAUCGAUAGUGGACAGAGUCCCAAUGCUGUGGUCAUACAGUUUUCUGUGGGGGAGCUCAAAGCCCAGGUGUGUGUGGAGGUGCUGGUGGAGUAUCCCUUCUUUGUAUUUGGCCAGGGCUGGUCAUCCUGCUGCCCAGACAGGACCACCCAGCUGUUUGAGCUGUCCUGUGCCAAGCUGUGUGUCGGCGACGUGUGCGUGUCGCUGACCCUCCGCGGCAUGAGGACCACUUCAGUGACGGACAGCCAGUUUUUGGAGACCAAGCUGAAGACCGGUCACUUCUCUGACUCCUGUCACACUGUGGAUGCUACCGUCAAAAUCAGCAGUGGUCCAAAUGGUGCAGGCAGAAAGAGUGGGCUCCUCAUGAAGGCUUCCAGCGCAGACAGGCUGGAGAGGGAGCAGCUUACUGUACCAGGACCCGGACUAGAGCCACCACCGGGAUUGGGACUAGUUCUGGGACCAGGAGAGAGGAUCUACGGAGCUGGACCAAUACUAGCCGUCUCUGGGACUGUAGAAGUGAGACAGGGAUCGGUGAAAACGGACAUGCCUGCUAUCACCAAACUACAGUGCGGUGAUCCGGACAGACCCGCCGUCCGCAAGAGACGCUGGUCCGCUCCAGAGCGGGACCAGACUGAACGAGCGGAGGAGGAGCCUCCUCUGACUCUGCCCAAACCGUCCUUCAUCACUCAGGAGGUUAAAAUCAGCAUAGAGGGCCACUCCACUGUAGGGAGUGGAAGGUCCUUGAAUAAAAGAAUAGACUGUUGAGAGAACUUACUGAUUACCCGUGGUUUGCUUUGUGUUUAUUCCCUCUCUUUCCAGACUACUGUAAUAUAGGCUGAGUUUGAACAGUAUUUACAUGUUUACUUUUCUUUCACACAAGUCCGAUACCGACAAUGAAGUACAGUAGAGCACCUUCAAAAGUGGUAUCAAAACACGAGAUCAGUGCAAUCAUUGCUUGAAGCAAAACUGAAUGCAGCGUGAAUGUGGAGCAUGAAUGGAAGUCAGACACCCAGGGGACUUUUGACUCGCAUCGUGAGACAAUUCUCAUUUGUCACGUGGCAGGCGACCAUUCCUCUUAUCACAAACACAGACCGAUGUCAGUGUGCACAAAGGUGGGUGUCCACAUUUUGAUUAUCCACCAGUUUGUUUCAGUGAUUAGUUCUAAAGUCAGCAAACCCAUCAACAUCAAGAGAGACCGUGUCUCAAUGACAAAGCUCAACCACCACGGCUGUGCUCUCUGCUGCCUUGUGUUUCUGAUGAAGUUUUAUUUUAUUCUAGUCUAUUCAUUUCCAUGGUAUUGCAGAUGUGUGCGCUGCAGGUAUCUUCAGCCCCUUUUCUCUAUGUGUGAGUGUGUGUGUGUGUGUGUUGGUUUGUUUGUGGCUAUCAGGUGGAGCACAUAAUUAGGUUGUGUGUAUGUGGCUGUAGCUGUUAGCUUAGUUUUCAAUACAACCUGCAAAUAUCAAGACUGAAAAGGCCUGAAUGUAAGUUACUGAUUUAGUCCUCAAUCAAUCAUUUGAUAGCAUUGCUUUGCAAAGUGUGGGAGACGGCAGUUGCACAUGGAUUCAUUUCUCUCUCACGCUCUGUACCUUCAUAGUUCAGAAGUCUCAUAAUUCCUUCCAAAGACAGCCUGUGUCACUUGUUAAUAUCUAUUUUUAACCCUGAUAAUUUGCAGCACUUCAAAUCUGUACACACUAACCAGACACAACACUGACAUAUUAUACCAUCUAAAUUUGAUUUGGCAAAUGUACUAAACAAUUGAGCAGUUAUACAUUCAGCCACACAGAUCAGCUUUCAUUUAACGUCAUCUUUCAGUCCGUCUGAUGUAUAUUGAAUAUUAGUCCGGUUCACCCUACUUGCUGCGUUGUUUUGGUCUCAACCAGUUCCUCAGGGAGAUCUCUGACCCUUGAGUUGACAAAUUGUCCAUCCUGGUGUUCAGCUACUUUAUAGAUUUGCUUUGAAUUAAUUUAAAUGCGCCGUUCACUGAAAAACAACUACCUCUUGCACCUCAAAUCAACCCUGGUGAGCGAACAUUAAGGAAGGUGCAGGACAUGAAAUCCAAACAUUGAGCUCAGAGGAGUCUGUUAAAAAUAGUCUCCCUUUACAUUACACACAAUAUGGCACGACAUUUACCCAUUGAGGGAAAAAUGAUAUCUCCCGUUUCUGUCAUCCUACCGAAUUGCUUUUUUUUUACAGAAACUAUGGCCUUAAGCAUACAUACAUACAGACACACCUAGUUCACAGCAUCACAUGUUGAUAAGAGUUUGACCAUUAAAACCUAUUUUCUGCAAUGAUGGCAUGGUUUUCUUAAAUCCAUACCUGAAUAUCCUACAGUUCAUACUCAGGAACAGUGUGCAUCUGUAAGUGUGUGUGUGUGUGCGCGUGUACUUGUGUGUGUUGGUCUGGGACAGAUUGUGUUUGUCCACAGUCAGUGUGUGUGUGUCCUGAGCAGCAGCACUUUGAUCAAGCAUCCAGCUCGAGUGAGGGUUUGUGGGCCUUUUUUCUCGGCUGUUAGACAUUGAGAAAAUAGUAAACUGACUGUUUUUCGUCCGUCCCACAGGUUUAACAUUGAGAGAAAACAUUAUAUACCAGAGCAGGGAAUGUAAACACACAUCGGCCAAACUAUCUCAACUUUAUUUUUGAUGACUGAUUGAAAGAGAGAGAGUUGUGGAGCCAGUGUGAGUUGAUCAUGUAUAGUAAAUUGUAUUCUAGAGAGUGUAUAGUGUGUGUGUGUGUCUAUAGUGUGUGUGUGUGUGUGCGUGUGUGUGUGUGCAUAGAUAUUCUAACCCUUUUGUUGCCUCUGUACUGUUUGUGCCACAGCGCCUCCUUCUUAAAUCAUUCCAUUAACUCAACAGUAUUAGAUGGUCCUGCUAUAGUUUCGGUCAGUGGAGGUAUUGAUCUAAUGUUUAUGAAUGUGCUACAGUUCUAUGGAAACAUUUAACAUUGGCCUUUUGGUAUUCAACUUUCACACCGUAAAAUGUAGUAAACUGCAAUUCAUAAGAAGAGCCAUUAGGUUUUAUUGUAAACCCAGUAACCAGACUGUUCUCUUCUGUUUGUGUUUGACUGCUCAGGCUUGACACUGCCCAGUGACUGUUCUUCACCAAAAUGAUCUCUUAUAUUCUUCACUGUUACAAUUUAGAGGAACUGUUUCAUCAGUUUGUCUUUGUCAUUUUCUUCUUCAAUAACCUGGCAUGCAUUUUUAAUU